GGGAGCGUCCGCGAGAGCGUCGCGGGCAAGGCGGCGCUGAGUUUCGCGUACGACCACGUGUGCGAUCAGUCGUCGGCGCAGGAGGAGAUUUUCGAACGCGUCGGACGCGACGCGGUGGACGGCGUGGUGGAGGGGUAUCACGGGUGCGUGCUCGCGUACGGGCAGACGGGCGCGGGGAAGACGUACUCGAUGCAAGGCGGGGACGCGCUGGACGCGCCGAACGCGGGGUUGAUUCCGCGCGCGCUGAAGCGAUUGUUUGAGCGAUGCGAGUCGGCGAGGAACGCGGCAAUCGAAGCGGGCGGGGCGUGCGAAAUCGAAGUGAAGUGCUCGUAUUUGGAGAUUUAUAACGAGACGUUGCGAGAUUUGUUGAUGAAUACCGAGCACGAUGGACCGGCGCCGAACGUGCGGGAAGACGCCAAGCGAGGCACGUUUGUGGAGAAUUUGCACGAGGAGCGCGUGCACGGGGCGGAGCAGACGUACGAGACGUUUUUGCGCGGUGCGGCGAAUCGUAGGGUGGGUCAGACGAAUAUGAAUGCCGAUUCUUCGCGUUCGCACAGCGUGUUCACGAUUUCGGUGGAAUCGCGCACGAAGGCGCAUCCCACGGCGCCGACGACAAAAAAGAGCGCGCUUUUGCACUUGGUCGAUCUCGCAGGGAGCGAGCGGCAGAAGAGCACGGACGCGGCAGGUGAACGUUUGAAAGAGGCGAGCGCGAUUAAUAAAUCGCUCAGCGCGCUCGGGAACGUCAUCAAAGCCCUCGUGGACGUGGCCGACGGCAAGGAACGACACGUGCCCUACCGCGAUUCCAAGUUGACGUUUUUGCUCAAGGACGCGCUCGGCGGACGCGCGCGCUGCACGCUCCUCGCGUGCGUCUCGCCGGCGCAUGUGAACGUGGAGGAGACAAUGUCUACGCUGAAAUUCGCCCAGCGCGCCAAGCUUGUGAAAGUCCGCGCAGUGGCGAACGAAGAA
This is a messenger RNA of Ostreococcus lucimarinus CCE9901, 966 nucleotides long. RefSeq lists its product with no specific name. NCBI's taxonomy places the organism in Eukaryota, Viridiplantae, Chlorophyta, Mamiellophyceae, Mamiellales, Bathycoccaceae. Gene Ontology annotation, molecular function: microtubule binding; microtubule motor activity; ATP binding. The transcript has 2 exons. The annotation marks the transcript as partial. The record is from RefSeq and is a predicted model, not a curated record. Gene Ontology annotation, biological process: mitotic spindle organization; microtubule-based movement.